Messenger RNA from Diprion similis, 1260 nucleotides. RefSeq names its product forkhead box protein D1 (gene fd102C). Lineage: Eukaryota; Metazoa; Arthropoda; Insecta; Hymenoptera; Diprionidae. The transcript has a single exon. The record is from RefSeq and is a predicted model, not a curated record. Gene Ontology annotation, molecular function: RNA polymerase II cis-regulatory region sequence-specific DNA binding; DNA-binding transcription factor activity, RNA polymerase II-specific. Bases 97 to 1260 code for a protein of 387 amino acids. Gene Ontology annotation, biological process: anatomical structure morphogenesis; regulation of transcription by RNA polymerase II; cell differentiation.
UAUUGUUGCGAGUGUGGAUUAGGACGUGUGCAGUGAAGGUGUGUGAUACCCGCGUGCUUGUGCUUCGUCUUCUCGCGACACGAAGACAAAGUCGAAAUGUGCAGCAACGAGAGCCCGCCGCCCACCAAGGAGCCACUCGCCGUUGGUCUCGGGGUCGGCAACCCCAUGGCGGGAUUUCUGCCCGGUUUCGAACACUACCGGCUCCAAUACUACUACGCGAUGGCCGAGCGGCUGCGUCUGGCCCAGCAACUUCACCCCCAGCAUCCGGGCGUCGGACAUCCAUCGGCCGGUGGUCCGUCGGCUCACCUGGGAAUGACGGCGGGCUUUCCCGCGCCUUUGCCGCUCUAUCCAGCCGCCGGAUACCCGAGUCGACUGGCGUUGUCGAUGGCUUUGCUACACCCUCAUCACCAGCGGAUCCCCGAGGAACCGAAGCCUCAACACAGCUACAUCGGUCUGAUCGCAAUGGCGAUUCUAUCGUCGCCCGACAAGAAGCUCGUCCUCUCUGACAUCUAUCAGCACAUCCUGGAGCACUAUCCUUACUUCAGGACGCGGGGACCAGGCUGGAGGAACUCGAUACGGCACAAUCUAUCGCUGAACGAUUGCUUCGUGAAGUCCGGAAGGAGCGCCAACGGCAAGGGUCACUACUGGGCCAUCCACCCUGCCAACCUCGAGGACUUUCGUCGCGGUGACUUCCGGCGGCGUAAGGCCCAGCGCAAGGUCCGCAGACACAUGGGCCUCGCCGUCGACGAGGAACCUGACAGUCCCAGCCCGCCUCCCUUGCCAGCAACCCCGCCGCCCCCGGCGCUGGGACCACCGGUGGUAACUGCCCAGGCGAUAUCCGGGAUGUGGACGCCGCACCAUCACUUCCAUGGACAGUCGAUGCAGGCCUCGCAACCGUCGAGGAAACGCCAGUUCGACGUCGCCUCGCUCCUCGCCCCCGACGAUCAGAUCGACGCCCUCAGACCCGUAAAGACUCGGAGGUUCAGCUGCAGCGAGGACGAGCACGAGCUUCAGGAACCGGAACAGGAGAUCGACCACGACGAGGAGGACGUGGACGUCGACGGCGUUCCCGAACCCAGUGUCCUGCCACCCAGCCCGCCCUCGAGCAGCCCCGUUUCCAAGGCGUCGCCGACGAAUCUCUGCUGGACCAGUCCUGGACAGACUACGUCGCCACCUUUCUCCGCCAUUCAUCUUCACAAUCAUUUACACGUUAGGAAUUAUUACACACCAACUAAUCCCGGUUCGGGUUCGAGUAUUUAA